Molecule: messenger RNA, 1587 nt
Organism: Pyrenophora tritici-repentis Pt-1C-BFP
Lineage: Eukaryota; Fungi; Ascomycota; Dothideomycetes; Pleosporales; Pleosporaceae
Source: RefSeq, a predicted model, not a curated record
AUGGUUUCCAAAACUUUCAUUCUCAUGGCGGCUAUCGCCUACGUCGAGGCUCGUUUCGGUCAGGAGCAAGUGCCCAUUGCUGCCAUCCAAGCAGUCCAGGGAGGCAACCCCGGUGAGGCUGCUACCAUUGCCGGAGCUGCCAUUUCCGACCUCCUUGGUGCCGCCAGCUCUUGCGCCAAGCUCACCCGUGCUGAUGAGAUCUUCACCAAGCUCGGCGGUGGCGCCGAUGCCCUCGCUGCUGCCAUUGGCAUGGUGACUGCGGAGAAGAACACCAACCCCUCUGCCAAUGGCAACGCCCAGAACGUCUGCGGCGAUGCUUCUCUUCCUGCUACCCCUGAGCUCCGUGGUAUCACCCCUCUCAUCGACCCCGCUGUUGAUGUCGAUGGCAAGGCUGCCGCCCUCAGCCAGAGCAGUGCUACUACUCCUCUCCAGGCUGAUGGUAUGAGCGUCUUUGAUCUCAUGUCCGCCAACGGUCUUGGUGACCUUGUCCAGGCCCAGGCUGCUGCUGGUGGUGCUGCCGCUGGUGGAGCCGCUGCUACUGGUGGUGCUUCCAAGGGCAAUAAUGCUGCUGCUUCCAAGGGCAACAACGCCGCUGCUUCUGGUGACGCUGGUGCUGCUACUGGCGGUGCCGUUACUGGCGGUGCCGUUACUGGCGGUGCUGCUGCCAAUGCUACUGCCCCUGCUGCUGGUGCCGAUGCCGGUGCUGCUGCUGGCAACGGAAAUGGCAAGGCCAAGGGCAAGAAGAACAAUGGCAAUGCUGCUGCUGAUGCCGCUGCUGCCUGUGGCAACGCCCCUGCUGCUGCCGCCGGUAAUGCUGCUGCUGCCAACAAUGCUGCUGAUGCUGCUGCUGGAGCUGGAGCUGCCGAUGCCAACCAAGGUCAGGCUAAGAAGGGCAAGGCCAACGCUGGUGCUUCCAAGGGCAACAACGCUAGUAACAACAACGCCGCUGCUGGCAACAACAACGCUGCUGGUAACGACAACGCUGCUGCUGGUAACAACAACGCUGCUGGUAACGACAACGCUGCCGCUGGCAACAACAACGCUGCUGCUGGCAACAACGCCGCUGCUGGCAACAACGCCGCUGCUGGCAACAACGCCGCUGCUGGCAACGACAACGCUGCUGCUGGUGACAACAACGCUGCCGCUGGAAACAACGCUGCUGGCGCCGCAACUGGAGCCACAGACGCCACCGCAGGCGCAGCCGCCGGCGGAGACUUUGGUACCUGCACACCUACCAUCACCUUCCAAGGAGGCGAAGGCAACCGCGCCGCCACAGAAUUCACCUUCCAGAUCGCCGAUCCCGUCGCCCGCGGUGGCCAAGGCGAGGCUCUCAACCCAGACAUCAUCACCAACGCCCUCUGCAAUCAACUCACAAACGUCUGCGGCGCGUCUGCUGCCGGUGUCGCAAAAUGCGAGUCCGCUCAGGCUGCUGUCAAGGGUGGCCCUCGUAACAAGAGCACUGCUGACAAGUUUAACACUUUGAUUGGUUUCCCCGGUGCCGUUACUAACCCCGCUGGUGGUCCGGCAGAUGUUCCUGCUGCUGGUGCUGCGAAGAGGAGUAUGCGCAGGGGUGUUCGCGCUGCUUAG